This is a messenger RNA of Myiozetetes cayanensis, 960 nucleotides long. RefSeq names its product taste receptor type 2 member 40-like. The record is from RefSeq and is a predicted model, not a curated record. Gene Ontology annotation, biological process: sensory perception of taste; detection of chemical stimulus involved in sensory perception of bitter taste; G protein-coupled receptor signaling pathway. Bases 7 to 960 code for a protein of 317 amino acids. Gene Ontology annotation, cellular component: membrane. NCBI's taxonomy places the organism in Eukaryota, Metazoa, Chordata, Aves, Passeriformes, Tyrannidae. Gene Ontology annotation, molecular function: G protein-coupled receptor activity; bitter taste receptor activity. The transcript has a single exon.
CCCAGGAUGGAAGCUUGUCACUCUCCAGAGCAAUUCAAUGUCACUUCAUAUGAUGCCACAGCUGUGGCUGUCAUCACCCUUGAGGCAUUUGCUGGCAUGUGGAUAAAUGCUUUCAUUGUUUUUGUGAUUUGCAUGUCUUGGGUCAAAAAGAAAAUCUUGAACUCUAAUGAGAAGAUCCUGCUGGUUGUUGGAUGCUCCAGGUUUUGGUUUUUGUGCAUCUCAUGGGUAUACUCCUUUCUCUCAGUCAUUUAUCCCCAUUCCCUUUAUGUUCACCCCACACUUCAACUAUUUGUAUCUAUUCAGAGCUUUUUCAGUCAUUCCAGUCUGUGGUUUUCAGCCUGUCUUUGUGUCUUUUAUUGUAUAAAAAUUGCCAAUUUCCAGAACAGCUUCUUCAUCUACCUGAAAGUAAAAGUUGACAGGAUGGUGCCCUGGCUCUUGUUGGGGUCAGUGCUUUUUGCCUUGACUAUCAGUAUCCUUGCCUAUGAUAUUGCUGGAAAACUGCACAGUAAGGACCGCAAUUCCACCUGUCCAGUAAAUUUUUUGAAGGAAAGUAUCAAAAUUCAGGAACAUUUUUUCCAUAUUUAUUUCAUCGCUGACUUUGGGUAUGCUACUUCAUUCAUGGCAGUCAUCUUUUCUGCCCUUCUGCUUCUCUUUUCCCUCUGGAGACACAAACGCAACAUGCAGACAAACUCCAUGAAGGACCUCAGCAUGGAUGCCCACAUCAAAGCCAUGAAAUCCAUUCUCUCCUUCUUUGUAAUGUACAGCAUCAACUUCGCAUGUUUGAUCUUCAAUAUGAUUUAUGCCACAGAGAAGGAAAGUCCUGUGAAAUUUCUUAAUUAUGUAUUUCUGUAUGCUUUUCCAGGUAUUCAUUCCCUUGUUCUGAUUUUCAGCAAUCCCAAACUGAAAAACACACUGCUAAGGAUUCUGCCCUGUGUAAAGUGUAAGGUUUGCAUGAGGUAG